Oryzias latipes (Japanese medaka) is the source of this 7169-nucleotide messenger RNA. Its product is annotated as arf-GAP with GTPase, ANK repeat and PH domain-containing protein 1. Lineage: Eukaryota; Metazoa; Chordata; Actinopteri; Beloniformes; Adrianichthyidae. The record is from RefSeq and is a predicted model, not a curated record. Gene Ontology annotation, cellular component: nucleus. Gene Ontology annotation, molecular function: protein binding; GTP binding; GTPase activity. Gene Ontology annotation, biological process: negative regulation of neuron apoptotic process; activation of GTPase activity.
AUUUUCAUCAAUACGUGCUGCAUUAUUUUAUACUGAAAUGUGUUGGUGCAUGCCAUAACAACACAGACUUCUCCUUGAAAUGAUUGUUUUGUCUUCUUAGUUGGGAUUCUUCUUACAGAUUCUUACUCCUCCACCUCCUGACUCUCUGUCUGAGGGCAGGCAGCGGAAGCAGCAGGAGCUGUACCCUGAUUUCUCCUCAGAGCUGGCAAUGAAGCAGAUGCUCUGGCAGGGACGGCUCCUGCCUCUUUUGUUGUGUCGGCACAGAUAAAAAUCGGAUGAACACGGGUAAGGACCACCACUGACGCCUCCUCACAGCGAGCUGUGCUCUCCAAGCCUGCAUCCUGAAUGUGCGACAGGCUCUCGGCAGGAUAACGGGGAGCUGCAAGGAUCGGUGGCUGGGAGAAGAAGAAGAGGAGGAGUAGGAGGAGGAGAAAAAAGAGGAGGGGCUGGCUUUGGUGGUGGAGCUGGUGGGCUUUCUCUGCUUCACAGACACAUUUUAUUGACUUGCUAAUUGGAUGAGGCUCUCGGAGGAGAGGAUGCAGUGACCGACAGGAGCUACUCUUCAGAGGAUGGAUUCAGGCACAGAACAGCGUUGCGUAGAUCCGGCUACUUAAACUGCCUUGGGUUUUUUUUUUUUCAGACAUGACAACAGAUGUUUCUGUGACCCUCAGAGCGUGGAUAUAAUUUUAUGCAUGACACCGUCGAACGGACUCUCUUUUUUUCCAGACGCUUCGUGACAAGUGAAUGAUUUCCAUUUUUUCUGCUCCUCUUACCCUUUUUUCCUUUUUUUUUUUGAAAGCUAAUCAACUGGAGCUAUUUUUUCCCGGCCCUUCUUGAUCUACCGUUUGAUAUGAAUUUGAUCAAUUCUUCAUCAGUCAAAAUGUCCAAGAGCCCUGAAUGGAUUUGCUUCAGGGGGAAAAUGAAGACUUGCCCCGAUUGCCAUGACUGAGGUGUGCAGCUCUGGUGAAGUCAGAGAGCAGAUGUCACCGUGCUGAGAUCUGCUGUCCCAAUGAGCAAAGCAGGUAACCCACAGAGACGCACCACCUACCUCAUCUCCCUCACUCUGGUGAAGGUUGAGGCUGUGCCAGAGGAUGUUGCAGAGAACCAGACGGAGGCGCUUCCAGAGGGGGAAGGGAGCCCUAAGAAGGAGGAGGAGGAGGAGGAGGAGGAGGCAGAAAGGGCCGGAGUGAAUGCUACCCCAGGAAAAAACGAAGGACGUUCAUGUGUGGAAGUGGAAGAGAAGGAUAAAACACCUGUGAAAGAGGAAGUGGAACAGGCGCAUGCCAAGUAUGGCAGUCCUGCUGAGAGCAGGCCGAAGCAUGAGAGAUGGGAGAAAGACAUUCCGUCUGUUGGCAAAGGCAAGGACACUUCUUUUAUACACCAACCUGUCAGGCAGAUGAUCAAAGUGUAUGGAGGGCCAACAUCUGAGGGGACCGUGCGCAGAGAGGGGCCCCGCUCAGAAACCUUGCGCCCCAAAACAGAGCUUUACCAGGAGCCUCCUAAGCUCUUCCUGAAGGGUGAAAAUGGAGCGGAUUUGAACAGCCGUUCACGUUCCAGCCUUUCCUUCUCCGUCCCGCCACAGAUCAACCAGCGGACAGAAGUUGCUGUGAGGUUACAAGCAGGAGGGAACUCCAUGGGCUGGAGGGAGCUGAUAGAAACUAACACGAGCGUGUACCACACAGCUAAGACUUUGGAGCGGAGGGAUAACCAGCCCCCUCUGACAGCAGCAGCAGCAGCCCUGGGGCCUUACAGGGCCUCCUGGGCGGACAGUGACGGUAGAGCCACCCUCAUUCGACCUGGAGCGCCCAUGAGUGGAGGAUUCUCAAGUGUAGUGACCCGGGACAGCUCCCAGGGAGAACGAUACAAGGCAGUUUCUGUUUCCUUACCCGCUGCACCUACCCCCGAUGUCUCCAAGCUUCCGAGAAAAGGUACAAGUUGUACCCUUGACAACAGUGAUCUGCACUCUUUCUCAGAGGACUUCAAAAAAGGAAAGGAUGCUCAGGGAGGCACAAUGCAGCGAGCCCCCCCACGUGAUCGCAAAAUGCUGAAAUUUAUUAGUGGCAUCUUCACCAAAAGUGCAGCUGGGCCAGCCAGUGCUAACAUUGUGCCUCCUCUGUAUCCAGCUGUGGAGAGGGGCUCCAGUGAGGAGGAAGCUGUGUGCACCAGCAGUCAGGAAUGGACCUUGACUCAGGCUGUGCUGGAGCUUCACCUGGGCGUUCUGGGCGGUCUUUGCAGCGGGAAGUCUGCUCUUGUCCACAGACACUUAACAGGAAGUUACGUGGCUCUGGAAAACGCAGAGGGACGCCAGUACAUUAAGGACGUGCAGGUGGAUGGACAGAGCCACCUUCUGAUCAUCAGAGAGGAAACAGAACUUCCAGGAGCUCAGUUUGCAAGCUGGGUGGACGCAGUUAUCUUGGUUUUCAGCUUAGAAAACGAAUCCAGCUUCCAGGAAGUUUACAAAUUUUACCAACAGCUUGCACUGCAUCGACCCAUCUCUGAGAUACCUUUCAUAGUUGUUGGCACUCAGGAUAAGAUCAGCAGCACCAACCCCAGAGUGAUAGAUGACGCCAAGGCCAGGCAGCUGUGCUCAGAUGUGCGGCGGUGUACAUACUAUGAAACCUGUGCGACGUAUGGCCUCAAUGUGAACAGAGUCUUCACUGAUGCUGCUCAGAAGAUCAUGGCGGCCAAAAAGCAAGCUGCACUGCUGGCUUCCUGCAGAUCUCUUCCCAAUUCUCCCAGUCACUCUGGAGGCUCCACGCCAGUGUCUGGCAUCUUUCCAGGACAGGCCAGUAACGGCGGUCAGAGCAGCGAUUAUUCGUCAUCUCUUCCCUCCACGCCUGUGAUCAGCCACAAAGAGAUCGGCAGAACAUUCAAAGGGGAGAAAGCCGACAGUGGCGGCCCUGGAUCAGUCCGCAGCGUCCGCAGGCGCACUCCCAGAUUUGCGGGCCGCAGAGGAAGUGAUUCCAAUAGAAGAAGCGCAGACUAUAAGGGAGAUUUUGGCAUCGGCCGAUCCAUUCCUAUCAAACAGGGCGUCUUACUGAAGCGCAGUGGAAACUCGCUGAACAAGGAGUGGAAGAAGAAGUAUGUCACGCUGUCCAACGACGGCAUUCUGACCUAUCACUCCAGUGUGAAUGAGUACAUGCUGAAUGCUCCGGGGAAAGGGAUGGACUUACUGCGAGUGACAGUGAAGGUGCCGGGGAAGCGACCUCCUCGCGCCGUGCCAACGUGUGGCCCCCCUGCAGGACUCAACGGGCGGGUUAAAGAUGUGCUUGGACCCGAGGCCCCUGUGAGUCCUGGCAGCCUCCUGCAAGCGGGGGAGAUGGAGGAGCUCGGUGGGACGAUGUUCCUUAGGGGUAACCUAGGAAUGCAGCAGUGUUCUUCCACACUAUCCAACAAUGCUCCAGGUGUUGAUUCUGCAGUUGAAGGAGUCUCCAGCUCUUCUUCCACCAAAGAUGCAGGUUCUGCUUCCCCGCUGACAGACAGGAAGAAGCAUCGCAGAAAGAAGAGUAUGAAUCAGAAGGGAGAUUCAGCCAUGGGCCAAGCAGAUGCCAAACGUAAAAUGUGGAAGCUCAAAAGUUUCGGUAGCUUGAGGAAUGUAAGCAAGACAGAGGAGGACAACUUUGACUUCCUUGUCGUGUCGAGCACGGGGCAGACGUGGCACUUUGAAGCCCAGAGUGUGGAGGAGAGGGACUCCUGGGUCCAAGCCAUUGAGAGCCAGAUCCUGGCCAGUCUGCAGCUCUGUGAGAGCAGCAAAAACAAGGAUGGAAGGGACAGCCAGAGCGAGGCUGUGGCACUGCAGGCAAUCCGCAACGCAAAGGGCAACAACUUCUGUGUCGACUGCGACGCUCCGAAUCCAACGUGGGCCAGCCUGAACCUGGGGGCUCUCCUUUGCAUUGAGUGCUCUGGGAUUCAUAGAAACCUGGGAACCCAUGUGUCACGGGUUCGAUCACUGGCCCUUGAUGAUCUGCCUCGAGAGCUCACGCUGGUCCUGAGUGCCAUCGGAAACCACAUGGUCAACAGUAUAUGGGAAGCCCGCACGAUGGGCCACCGAAAACCAGCACCUGAUGCUACUCGAAAAGAGCGCGAGACCUGGAUUCGAGCCAAGUAUGAGCAGAAGCUGUUUGCUGCGCCAGUGCCUCCUCCCACUCCCAGCGAAGGGCCAGACAUCACUUUAUCUGGCCGUCUUCUGUUGGCAGUGAUGGAGCGCAACCUGACCAAGCUGCUGCUCCUUUUGGCCCACUGCUCCAAGGAGGACAUCAACGCUCCAGUGAGGCUCCUCUCCAGGUCGCUCUUCAAGCUGCGGCUGCCCGGCUCAGCCCUCCAUGCUGCCUGUCAGCAGGGGGACGUGGUGAUGACACAGCUUCUUGUUUGGUAUGGCUGCGAUGUACGAUAUCGGGAUGCUCAGGGGCAGACUGCACUCGCUUUGGCUCAAAUCGCCGGCAGCCAGGAGUGUGUUGACAUCCUCCUGCAGCACGGAUGCCCGAAUGAACCGGCCCCCUCCGUCACCCAGACAGCCGGCUUUGCAUCACCGGGAACGCCCAGCUUCCCAGUUGCCAUGACACCCAGCUUGACUGCUGCCACGACUCUCAGGAUGCCGCACAAGAGCGGCGGCGCCAACCUGAGUUACAGCACCUCCAAAAGAGCUGUGUCCUAAUCGCAGCGGUGAAUGUGAGCUUGUUGCUUUGCCGUCAUAGUGUCUGUGUGUCCACAACAGGACUCGUGCACGGAAUGACACCUGUUGCACUUCUUGGGGGCAGAGGGCAGAUGGGGUUUUUGAGGUGUGCAUUUCAGGUAUGCAAACUGGUAGUUUCUCCAAAACAAAAAGGAAGAAAUUCUUCAUCUGCCUACAUGUGAUGCUUUCAGAUUUAACAGGAAUGUACUCCACUGUUUUUCCGCAUUCAUUUCAAAUUAUGUUGCCGAUAUUCAACUCUUUCCUUCAUUCUAAUGAGAAUGGAAAUCUCCCUGCAGCCUCAAACUACUUAUAUGAAGUAUGAAAGCUGCAAUAAAACCAGCCACAUGACAGUGGCUUUCAUCAAACUCUUAUCUUAAAUGUCAGAUCAAAAUUUUGACAUGAAUGUGAGUUUAAAACUUUACCAGAGCUGGUCAUUCUGUGCAUAAAUUGUGUAUUCUGUGUGUUGAUGUGAAAAAGAUGGUGAAUGGAAAGAGGACGCCAUUUUAAAGAAGAAAAAAAUUGCCUAAAGUGUAUUGAUGAAAUAGUAAAAUUCAGAAAAAAGUGCUUAAUUUUCCAGGUUGUUAAUGUAUGAUUUGUACAGUUACAGUCGGUUCUGUGUAUAAAACUUAAGUGGUUGCUUAUUGCUGUUCAGAGAUUUACUGUACAGUUUUACUUCACUUUUUAAUAUGAUAAACACCUGAUUACUGAGAUUUCUAUGUUACGUCAAGUGUUUCUGACUUGCAAGAUGUGCACAUUAGAAUGCUAACAUACAGUCAUGUGAAAAGGAAGCUCAUUUCUCUUUAAUCUUAAUGGCUUAAAGUUGUUUAUAAAAACCUCUGGCAUUAGUUAUCAGGAGAAUUUUGCAAAAAUGAAGAGAUCCAGUUCAUUGGCCUGGAAGAGCAAACUUGUUCAAUUAACACUCUGACUGAUGAUUAUGGAUUGACCCACUUUUUGCCAAAUGGUUUCAUUUUCUUGAGUUUGCAGAGAUGUACGGUUCUCUUAUGACUCCGGGGUAAGAACCUAAACUUUAAGAUUGGAGUAAAAUAGGAAGCACCAAAGAGCAUUUACUGCUGUGAUCAUAGUUCUCCUGCAUGACCCAGAUGGUCUCUUGUUUGACUUCAGAAGAUUUUAGUUGUUGUUGACACAGAUAAAGAACCUACAUCUUGCAAAAUCAACGUUUGUUAGUUUUUAAGUGUAUUAUAAUGUUCAUUCAUCACUAUAAACAACCGCAAAGCGGUAUUUUGAUCCAUUCACCCAUUUCUGAGUGUUUCCUCUAAAAACCUCCUCUCUGAUCACCUGCCUCUCCCAAUCCACAAAAACGAGUGGGCCCUCACAUUGUGAUGUCACAAAGCCCCAUCCAGGAAGAGUCUGCGCUGCCAGCCAGGCUAACACAACACACCCCCUUUCUCUGAGGAGUUACGAGUGAUUCUCAACAACGGUCAUUUUAUAUGGACAAUAUGCACAUCCAUCUUUGCAAAAGUUUGGAUGUUGUUUGUUUUUGUGGACUAAACGCAGACACACUGCCGAGGUCGGCUCUAUGUUGACGUCAUGAAAUGGGCGGCACCCACACGGAGCGAAAGGCGGUGCCUCAGGGAUCGAGUCGUCUUACUUCAGAAAAGGAAAAAGGACUGCAAAAGUAGCUCACAUUUGUUAAAAAGAAUCAUUCUUUAGUAUGCCAAAGGUAACAUAUUAUCAUAUAUAUGGAUAUAGUUUACUCUGAAAGGGUUAAGAAUAGCAUGAUAUAGGCCCUUUAAAGUCCUGUGGCUUAACAAUUAGCCCCACAUCAUGAUUCUUCCGCCAACAACACUAGAGAGUGGCUAGAAUUACAUGUUUUUUUCUUUUUCUUUAUUUUGUUUUGAAAACUUGUGUCAAACAUCUCCACUGUGAUAUGGAGACGCUCAAAGGCAGCUUUGCAGAAUGAAGUUUUGCUUAAAUUCCUUUUUUUUCUUGAAAGCUAUCACAAAUGUUCUACAUUUGUUCAUUUUUUCUCUCCAGUUUUACCAGCAUUAACUUGAUAUUUCAAGCUGUCUAAAGUAUUGACUUCUCUUCUUUCCUGUGAUUCGAUGAUGCACUCUUGGUAAGAUUGGAUGCAUUUUUGUUCAGUAAUUCUUAAUGCUGAGCUUUGAGUUUGGUUUUUCUAAUGUGAGACAUUAUUUAACUGAUUUUAAAGCAAAAAAACCUUUGAGUUAAAGAGGGUGAGGCUUGUUUUUCAUGUGACUGCUGCUCACUGUUGAGGUUAGUGUAAUAACAGACAUGUGAAUGAAAAAGUGAACUGACUGAAUGUAGACAAAAAGAGAUGAGCUACUUGUUUCAUAUCCUUAAGUGUUUUUUCAGAUAUAUUGUUCUUUCAUCUGACAUCCUUGCUUUUUUCAUUAGGAGAAAUUAAAAGUUUGUUUUGACCUAUGAAAACGUCUCCUCCGAUAAAUCUGAAUACAAAGCAAACAAGCAAACAUGCAGCUGAGGAAUGUUCUCGUUGUUUUCUAAAAAAAAAAAAAAA